Molecule: messenger RNA, 3364 nt
Organism: Uranotaenia lowii
Lineage: Eukaryota; Metazoa; Arthropoda; Insecta; Diptera; Culicidae
Exons: 5
Coding region: 1666-2379 (237 amino acids)
Source: RefSeq, a predicted model, not a curated record
UUAUAUUUUGCAAUCUAAUAAAUUUACAAACAAUUCGCACCGACUCGAUCGUUUUGUAAGUUCCUUACUAGCAGGCUCACACUUGUGAUUAUUAGUGUCUAUCAAAGUCGUGUAAACGCAGACAAAUAAAAACUACAGAAGCAGCAGCGCGAAACAGGCUCCGUUUGUUUGGAGCUGCAGUACAAGAAAGCCAUCGUCGUCCGGCUGCGGGGUGUUUGCGGCAGCAGAGCACCCCCCAAUCUGGCACACCAUCUGCUUGGCUUUGACCUGAGCAAAGAACUGCUUCUCACCAAUUUGCAGCAACCGGGGGUGCUUCCCGAGCAACUGCAGCAUAUUUUGCUGCUGGAUCAAGCCUUGGAGGAAGGCCAACUCAAUUCCCCAGCCCAAGAGCUACUAAUCGAGCACGGCUGACCCAAAACGAGCACACCCAAAAUGAAAUCCGAAAGAGUUUGGUCGAGUGCUUGGAAAGCGAAGCAGUAACCUCGGAGGAUGACGUUGGAUGUGAUCAGGAACUACAGGAGCAGCAGCGCGAAACAGGCUCCGUUUGUUUGGAGCUGCAGUACAAGAAAGCCAUCGUCGACCGGCUGCAGGAGUGUUUGCCGAAGCAGAGCACCCCUUAAUUUGGCACACCAUCUGCUUGGCUUUGACCUGAGCAAAAAACUGCGACUCACCAAUUUGCAGCAACCGGGGGUGCUUACCGAGCAACUGCAGCAUAUUUUGCUGCUGGAUCAAACCUUGGAGGAAGGCCAACUCAAUUCCCCAGCCCAAGAGCUACUAAUCGAGCACGGCUGACCCAAAAUGAAAUCCGAAAGAGUUUGGCCGAGUUCUUGGAAAUCGAAGCAGUAACCUCGGAGGAUGACGUUGGAUGUAAUUAGGAACUACAGGAGCAGCAGCGCGAAACAGGCUCCGUUUGUUUGGAGCUGCAGUACAAGAAAGCCAUCGUCGACCGGCUGCAGGAGUGUUUGCCGAAGCAGAGCACCCCUUAAUCUGGCACACCAUCUGCUUGGCUUUGACCUGAGCAAAAAACUGCGACUCACCAAUUUGCAGCAACCGGGGGUGCUUACCGAGCAACUGCAGCAUAUUUUGCUGCUGGAUCAAACCUUAGAGGAAGGCCAACUCAAUUUCCCAGCCCAAGAGCUACUGAUCGAGCACGGCUGACCCUAAAUGAGCGAAAAAUGAAAUCCGAAAGUUUUAUGUGAGGAACGUCGCAGAGAAAGGGAACCCCGUUGGCUUCAAGCUUUCAUUUAUGGAUCUCUCAGUGAGCCCGUUAACGCUUCGCGGGCAACGUGAGAAUCCUUUUGCUGCAGGAAUCCGACCGGUACUGACAAUCGAGCGCAGUGCCGAAAAAAUCACUAAAAAGCUCAUCAAUCAAUUGAUCACGAUGAACAAAUAUAGUUAGAAGCAAACGAUGAACAACCCAGACAGCAAGUAUGAAACUGCCCUGAAAACUCACGCCCGUCAGAAGCUGCGGGCCGAAGUUUGACAACAGCUUCGUAACUUUAGUCAAAACGAAAGCACUACACCGGCGAAAGCUGCAGCGGAUGGGGUGCUAGAACCGGACGAAUUUGUCGAUUCGGAUAAAAUUCCUGAAGCACUACUAGAGCAAAUCGGCAAAGUUUUAGCAAUAGGAGAAAUUCUAUCAUUAUCGACAGCAUUGUCUCAAGAAUGACAAAAUUCUUAAAUCUCAACGCAGACUCUUCGAAGAUAGUGAAGGUGAAACAGGAAUCACUUCCGGUAGACGAGAUUGAUCCUAAUCCCGAGCCACUACAGCAGGAAGAACCCGCUCAAGUAGUCAGGCAAGAAGAUCCCGGGGGUUCAUCUAUACUGAGAAUUAUCCUUCUUCAAUGUCGAGAACCCGGUAGAACAAGUUCGACUGGUUCGGGUGAAUUGGAACCGGUUCCAACAAAAUUUGAGGAUACAACCAAAAACCAGCUUCCGAUCGAAACGCUCGAAGCAGAACUCGAAGUUGUGCCACCACAAUCGUCACUGCUUCAGCAGAUGUUGCUCCAUCAAGGGCCAAACAAUCAUCCCAACUCAUCGCCAUCUCUUCUCAAGAGGAUGCUUCUGGAGGGCGGUGCUAGUGAUCGACAAUCGCCAUUGGAAGGUUCCAGCACCAUGAACCGUCGUAGAUCGGAAGAUCAGAUUCCGAUUCCUUCGCUAGAUGAACAUCCUGAUGGUGAAUUGAUUUUCACAAGUACCUGUAACCGGCGCUGUUUGCCGAUAGCGGAGGCCAAAUCACGGGAGUUACUUCCUGCCGGAUGUGUCUUCAAUUUUAUCGCGGAGGCGAGAUGCACAGAUGCUCGAAAGCCGAUGUUUCUAGCUCCGGAAUAUGGUUCCUCCUACGUUUGUAUGGAGUGUGCGGCCAAAACCGAGGUCUAAUUCGAUUCAACUUCGGAACCACUUGAACGACAACAGAUUAUAAUAUUGAUUCCAGUGCUGGUCAAUCUGUUCCGUGAAUCACAACAGGACACUUUGAAAUUCGAUGUCAACUUAGUUCCGAUGUUGUGCCCUCCUCAGCCGUGGAGCACACCAGAGAAUGGUGGGUACAUACUGGCCAAAUCAGAAUUAAUUCGUUUGUCACAGCAAGCACACCAGCAAACUGAAAGGAUAGCCAAUGUUAAAAAACAAGAUAUGUACCCAACUUUAGAUUCAUUGAACUAAUUAGGCAGUAUUCCGUGGAGAAUAAAUGAAGGAAUGUUCCUGAGCCACCAAGUUCUCUACCACGGAUAGAAGAGUUGAAACCACGGAACGAAAUGUCUAAUUAUGACAAAUUCGAUAUGUUGAGCAAGAAAAUCUCCCACAAACGAAAGCAGGGUGAUAUGUACAGUUUGUGGUGCGAUGCUAUUUAUAGACUUUCGCCAGCCAAUCAUUUCCGCAAACGGGUAUUCUGGCUUCCACAAAAUAUAGAUUUUCGAGGACGCGUUUACCCUAUUCCACCACAUCUAAAUCAUCUAGGACAUGAUCUGGCCCGAUGUCUAAUGGUUUUUCAUGAAAAGAAACCGUUAGGCCCAGACGGAUUUGACUGGCUGAAGUUACAUCACUGAUAAACUGAUAUAACUCUGAACCACAUUCCCAUCAACCAAAGGUUUGUGUCUUAACUGCUUAGUAAGUGAUUAAUACACUAGUUGUGAUGGGGCGCUAGCAUUCAAAAAUUACUCCAUGUGUUCUAAUGACACGUAGAAAAAUAUAUAGAAAUUUUAUUAUCUACCAAGCAUUUUUAGCCUGCUUCAAUUUUUCUGCGUGCAAAAGUAUAAGUUGCUAUGGUGUUCAAUUUUUGUUAUGUUUUCCUCCCAGUGAAAAAAGGUCCCGAUGGUUGAAAUGUACUAGAUUCAUUGAGCUUUGAAUUUGAGGAACAAAAUUUGAA